Molecule: messenger RNA, 2844 nt
Organism: Ipomoea nil (Japanese morning glory)
Lineage: Eukaryota; Viridiplantae; Streptophyta; Magnoliopsida; Solanales; Convolvulaceae
Exons: 4
Coding region: 1-2844 (947 amino acids)
Biological process (GO): DNA repair; telomere maintenance
Molecular function (GO): DNA helicase activity
Source: RefSeq, a predicted model, not a curated record
AUGGAUAGGGGUAAAGACGUUAUCCAGUAUAAUGUUGUCAAUCGUGAUUUGUUUCAAGAUUUUGAAGAAGUUUCCAAUAAUAAGCGCAUAUCAAGUACAAAUGGUCAAUGGUGGAAAGAUGGUGAGCAACAGGAUAUCCAUAGCGAAAUUGUUAAUGAUAUUCAACAAGACUUGGACCAGAACAAUGUCUUGGUAAAAUCAUUUCGCAUGGCAAGAGCAGAAAUACAAAAGAAUCCACUGGCUGAGGUUAAGAUUAAAUUGCUUGGUAAGCGAUCAAAGGAUGCCAGAACAUACAACUUGCCGCAAGUGUCAGAAGUUGCUGCCUUAAUUGUUGGUGAUAUUGAUACAAAUAUUGGAGAACGUGACAUUUUGGUGGAAACAAAGAGUGGCCUCUUGCAAAGAAUUACUGAAUUAAAUCCAGCUUACUUGCCCAUGCAAUACCCUCUAUUGUUUCCAUACGGUGAGGACGGUUACAGGGAAGACAUCCCCUUCUCAACAUUAAAAGGAAACAUAGCCGGUGGACGCCAACGGAUAAGUCCUCGAGAAUAUUUUUCAUACCGUAUCCAAUCGCGAAUCGCAGAGGUAUCAACUUUAUUGCAUGCAAAAAGGUUAUUACAACAAUUUGUGGUGGACGCCUAUACAAUGGUGGAGUCUGGAAGGUUAAUUUACAUAAGGACACACCAAAAAAGUUUGAGAUGCGAAUCAUAUAACUGCUUGAAUGAUGCUUUAACACGCGGUGAAGUCGACCCAACUACUCAAGGAAAGAGAAUAAUAUUGCCUUCAAGUUUUACAGGUGGUGCUAGAUACAUGAUACAAAAUUACCAGGACGCAAUGGCGAUAUGUAGAUGGGUUGGAUAUCCAGAUUUGUUUAUCACGUUCACCUGCAACCCCAAGUGGCCUGAGGUGCAACGAUUCUUGAACGAUCGAAAAUUAAAACCAGAAGAUCGUCCUGACAUAGUAUGUAGAGUAUUCAGAAUGAAAUUGGACGCUCUCAUUGCAGACUGCAGGAAGAACAAGCUUUUUGGACCAGUAAUUGGAGUGAUCUAUACAAUCGAGUUUCAAAAGAGAGGUCUACCGCAUGCUCAUAUACUGUUAUUUCUGGAAAAGACCAAUGGGAACCAAAGCGGGAUAAAUUUGGACAACAUCAUUUCAGCUGAGUUACCUGAUAAAGAAGAUGAUACCGAAUACUUCAAAGUAGUAGAGGAGUUUAUGAUGCAUGGUCCUUGCGGUAGAGCACGGUUGAAUUCUCCAUGUAUGGCGAAUGGUAAAUGUACUAAACACUUUCCCAAAAAAUUUGUUAAUUUCUCAACUUUUGACGAGGAUGGUUAUCCUAUCUAUCGGAGAAGAGACAAUGGUCACUCGGUGAUGCGCAAUGGGAUUAACUUGGAUAAUAGGUACGUGGUUCCACACAAUAGGCAUUUGUUGUUAAAGUACCGGGCUCAUAUUAAUGUGGAAUGGUGUAACCAGUCCCGGUCAAUAAAGUAUCUAUUUAAGUACGUGAACAAGGGUCACGACAGGGUCACAGCAGAAUUCUACAGAACAAACACUGAUGAUGAUGGGCCGAAAGUUAUUGAUGAAAUCAGUAUGUACUAUGAUUGUAGGUACAUAUCUCCUUGUGAAGCAUGUUGGCGGUUGUUUGGAUUUGAUAUACAGUUAAGGACACCAUCAGUUGAACGAUUAAGCUUUCACCUGCCGAAUCAACAAAGUGUAGUAUUUGCCGAUGAUGAUCCAGUUGAUAACAUACUUAGCCGGCCAAUAAUCUUACAAAGCAUGUUCCUAGAAUGGUUUGAGGCCAAUAAAAUCUACCCGGAAGCGAGGAAAUUGACAUAUGCUGAAAUGCCAACGAAAUUUGUCUGGAAGAAAGAUAUUAGAAAAUGGCAGCCAAGGAAAAGAGGAUUUGCAAUAGGUAGAGUAUUCUAUGUGCCUCCUGGUACAGGGGAGAUCUUUUAUUUGAGAUGUCUUUUGAAUAAAGUCAAAGGACCCACAAGUUACUUAGAUAUAAAACAAGUAAAUGGUGUGCAAUACGAUUCUUUUAGGGAUGCGUGUUCUGCGAGAGGCUUAGUAGAUGACGACAAAGAAUAUAUUCAGGCUAUCGAAGAAGCAAGUCAAUGGGCCACAGGUGUGAAUUUGAGAAGAUUUUUUGUCACUCUCUUGAUGUCAAACUCAAUGGCGAAACCUGAAGUUGUCUGGGAAGCUGCGUGGACUUAUUUGUCUGAUGAUGCACAAUUCAAGAUUAGAGAAGAAAUGAGGAUUCCAGAUUUGAUCUUAUCGGAAGACGAGAAGAAGAAUUUUGCACUUGCUGAGAUAGAACUAAUGCUUUCGACUAUGGGUAAGAGUUUGAAAGACUUUCAAUCGAUGCCGGUACCGGAUUUAGAGAAUCAUGCUAGAACCACCAAUCGGUUGAUACAGGAGGAAUUAGCAUAUGACGUUAAUGUCAUGAAGGAAGAGAAUGAUAGCAUGGUGGAACAACUGACUGAAGAACAAAGGGUGAUAUAUGACAACGUAUUGCAAGAUGCUCAGAAUAAUGUUGGAGGACUUUUUUUUGUUUAUGGAUACGGUGGAACGGGAAAAACAUUCUUGUGGAGAGCAUUGUCUUCUGCUAUUAGAUCAAAGGGUGAGAUAGUUUUAAACGUUGCAUCAAGUGGCAUAGCUUCACUUCUAUUACCUGGGGGAAGAACUGCACAUUCAAGGUUUGCAAUACCAAUAGCUGUUAAUGAAGAUUCAACUUGCAAUAUAAGCCAAAGUAGUCCGCUGGCACAGUUGAUCAUGCAAAGUCGGUUGAUCAUUUGGGAUGAGGCACCAAUGAUGCAUAAAUUUUGCUUUGAAGCUUGGACCGAACUAUGA